This is a messenger RNA of Dovyalis caffra, 1401 nucleotides long. The record is from the annotation of a GenBank genome assembly. NCBI's taxonomy places the organism in Eukaryota, Viridiplantae, Streptophyta, Magnoliopsida, Malpighiales, Salicaceae.
AUGGCUUCUCUUCAACUUCAACAUUUAUGGCUAUCUUCUCUCACCAAAAACCGUACUACCCUUUUCUCCUCCAAAACCUCUCCAUUCAAAGUCUCACUCUCUAUCAACUCAUCUAAUGCUGAACCUUCCAAACCCACCUCACAGAACCAACCAGAACCUGAACCGGGCCCUGUGGACCCUGUAAAACUUGCUUUUGAGAAAGCUAAAGUGUAUAGAAACUCCAUUGAAACGAGCAAGAAUGUGAAGAUUGAGCAAAACCCAGUUGAGGAUUCUGGUGGUACUAUAAUUGGGAAAAGUGGGAAAACUAAGGAAGUGUCAGAUUCUGUUAAGCUUGAUAUGGAGAAAGCAAAAGAGUACAAGACAAAUACAGGAGUUGUUGGUAGUGGUGGUGUGAAAGGUGGUUCGGAUGCAAAAACAAAUUCAGGAUUAAAGGGAGGGAAUUUAGGAGGUGGAGUGGUGGAUAAAACUUCGAAGAAGGAACAAAAACUGUCAAUUUCAAGCAUUGAUUUUGUGGGGCUUGAAUUUGCUGAUAAGAAAAAGGGCAGGGGACUUCCUGCUGGAUUAGUUCCAAUCACAGACCCUUUUGCAGAGGGGAAGUUGCCUGAUGUGGAGAUAAUCGUUGGGGACACUACCAAAUUUGAGGAUGCCACUACAUCAAUAUCCAAGCCUACCAAAGAAGAUAAUCCAGAUCUCUACAAGCCAAAGGUUUCUACAUGGGGUGUCUUUCCUAGACCUGGAAACAUUUCAAAGACGUUUGGUGGUGGAAAAACUAUUCGACCUGGAGAUGAGCUUGAAACAGCAGAAGCACGUGCUGCUAAAGAAGAGCACACGAAGAAAUUACUUGCAGCCUACAGGAAGAGCAUUGGCUUAAAUGUUGAUCCAAAGGUGAAAUCAGACUGCGAGAAGGCCUUGAAGGCUGGCGACUCCUUAAUGGAUUCUGGAAAGCUUAAUGAUGCCCUACCCUACUAUCAAACAGUUAUGGACAAGUUGCCAUUUAAGGAAUUAGGAUUAGGCAUUCCUUCUUCUUUGAGUGAACUUCAUGGCUUAGCUGCUUUGCAGUGGGCAAUCUGUCAAGAUUCCUGUAGUAGACCAAAUGAGGCCCGGGCAAUGUAUGAAAAACUCCAGUCUCAUCCAAAUGUUAAAGUGAGCAAGAGAGCAAGGCAAUUUAUGUUCAGUUUCAAGGCCAUGGAGAUGAUGAAGGUUACAGGCUCAAAUUUCUCGACAAACACAGGCUACCAGAACUAUUUUGAGAAAUUUGUUGCAGAUAAAACCAGCUACCCUCAAGGAGAGGCUGAAAUUGAAAUUGGUGUAUUGAAUCAAGCCCUCCCAUAUAUGAUUUUUCUUGUUUCUCCCAUUUUUAUGGUUCUGUUCCUUGCUUUGCGGGGAGGAAAUACAAACUAG